UGUGCAGGGAGACAGAGGCGGGCAGCGCCCCGCGUCUCCCCCACGUUAGGCACUCAGCCAGGGCUGGCUCGCCACAGGACGUCAGCAGUGGGCUCCCCUGGAUCCAGGCCACCUGGGAUGGGCUGCGUGUUCUGCAAGAAGUUGAAGCCAGCACCCAAGGAGCAUGUGGGCCUGGGAGGGAGCUACAGAGCUGAGGAGCACUACCACCCUGACCCCACUCGGACCUGCUCUGCCUCCUUCCAGCAACCCCCCAGCCCUGCCUUCCUUGACAGUGGCGCCAUCAAGGGAGUCUCAGGGCCUGGGGUAACCCUGUUCGUCGCCUUGUAUGACUAUGAGGCUCGGACUCAGGAUGACCUGACCUUCACCAAGGGCGAGAAAUUCCACAUCCUCAACAAUACUGAAGUUGACUGGUGGGAAGCUCGGUCCCUCACCUCUGGACACACUGGCUACGUUCCCAGCAACUACGUGGCCCCGGUGAACUCCAUCCAGGCUGAAGAGUGGUACUUUGGAAAGAUCGGGAGGAAGGAUGCAGAGAGACAGCUGCUGGCACCAAGCAAUCCCCAGGGAGCCUUUCUCAUUCGGGAAAGCGAGACUACCAAAGGUGCCUACUCCUUGUCCAUCCGCGACUGGGACCCAAGCCGAGGUGAUCACAUAAAGCAUUACAAGAUCCGCAAGCUGGACACAGGCGGCUACUACAUCACCACGCGGGCCCAGUUUGAGUCGGUGCAGGACCUGGUGCGGCACUACAUGGAAGUGAAUGAUGGGCUGUGCUACCUUCUCACGGCCCCCUGCACCACCAUGAAGCCGCAGACCCUGGGCCUGGCCAAGGACGCAUGGGAAAUCAACCGCAGCUCCAUCACGCUCGAGCGCCGCCUGGGCACCGGCUACUUUGGGGAAGUGUGGCUGGGCACGUGGAACUGCAGCACCAAGGUGGCGGUGAAGACGCUCAAGCCGGGCACCAUGUCCCCCACGUCCUUCCUGGAGGAGGCGCAGAUCAUGAAGCUGCUGCGGCACGACAAGCUGGUGCAGCUGUACGCGGUGGUGUCGGAGGAGCCCAUCUAUAUCGUGACGGAGUACAUGUGCCACGGUAGCUUGCUAGACUUCCUCAGACAGCAGGAGGCCCAGAACUUGACACUACCCCAUCUGGUGGAUAUGGCCGCGCAGAUCGCGAAGGGCAUGGCCUACAUGGAGUACAUGAACUACAUCCACCGGGACCUGAGGGCAGCCAACAUCCUGGUUGGGGAGAGGCUCGUGUGCAAGAUUGCUGACUUCGGGCUGGCCCGCCUCAUCCAGGAUGAUGAGUACAACCCCCAACAAGGGACCAAGUUCCCUGUCAAGUGGACAGCUCCAGAGGCUGCCCUCUAUUGCAGAUUCACCAUCAAGUCAGACGUGUGGUCCUUUGGAAUCCUGCUUACUGAACUCAUCACCAAAGGCCGAGUCCCCUACCCAGGCAUGAACGGCCGGGAAGUGUUGGAACAGGUGCAGCAUGGCUACCACAUGCCGUGCCCAGCAGGAUGCCCAGUGUCCCUGUACAAGGUCAUGGAACAGACCUGGCGCCUGGACCCAGAGGAGAGACCCACCUUCGAAUAUCUGCAGUCUUUCCUGGAAGACUUCUUCACCUCCACUGAACCACAGUACCAGCCUGGGGAUCAGACAUAGCCUGGUUGGGCAUCAUCCACCCUUCUGAGGAUGCCAACUGGCCCUUGUAGAUCCCCCAAGGCUCUGGUCCUAAGGCUCCCAGGCUUAAAUUCCUGUAGAGUCCUGGCAUGUCAGAGUGGGCCAGCAUCUCAAAAGCCACUUUACAGAUGGUGUGAAUGGAGGCUAGGAGCUCCUCUUCCCCGACUCUGACCUCAAGCACAAUUUCUUCUCUUUCUACUCCACGCCUCUAGCUUCUCUUCCCUGCAUCCUAAAGAUGCUCACAUCUUGUGUAGUUAUUUAUAAAAUUGUAUUGCCCUUCCCUCACUUAUCUCCUAUCCAUGCUUUCCUACCUUCAUAUUGUCUAACUCUGGUCCAAAUACCAAAGGAUUAUGUGUUGUAAGUUACAAAGGCGAGAAAAGUCUGCUGGACUCUCCCGCUGGCUGGAUGUCCUGGUCUAAAACUGAGCUCCAGACCCAGGCCUGAAGGAGAGACUUUCUGA
Molecule: messenger RNA, 2137 nt
Organism: Jaculus jaculus (lesser Egyptian jerboa)
Lineage: Eukaryota; Metazoa; Chordata; Mammalia; Rodentia; Dipodidae
Gene: Fgr
Product: FGR proto-oncogene, Src family tyrosine kinase
Exons: 12
Coding region: 118-1659 (513 amino acids)
Biological process (GO): innate immune response; protein phosphorylation; integrin-mediated signaling pathway
Cellular component (GO): extrinsic component of cytoplasmic side of plasma membrane
Molecular function (GO): ATP binding; signaling receptor binding; non-membrane spanning protein tyrosine kinase activity
Source: RefSeq, a predicted model, not a curated record